AUGGGACAGCAGCCAGUGUGCAGAGCUGAAGUAACAGCAGAGCCUGAGGAAGAGCCUGCUGACACAGAGGCUGCCGCUCCUAAUCUGGGCCAGGCCUUUGAGAAGCUUCCAGUGGAGGGAGACUGUGAAGCUUCAGCUGGGCUCGGGGCUCAGGAGGCUCCACAUCUGCACACCUUCCUCUCCACCUGCUCCUCUGACCUACUCCAUCCUCAACCAAACACCAGAACCAUGACCUGCUGUGGCUGCUCAGGAGGCUGUGGCUCCAGCUGUGGGGGCUGUGGCUCCAGCUGUGGGGGCUGUGGCUCCAGCUGUGGGGGCUGUGGCUCCAGCUGCUGCAAACCUGUUUGCUGCUGUAAGCCAGUGUGCUGCUGUGUACCCACCUGUUCCUGCUCCAGCUGUGGGGGGUGUGGUUCCAGCUGUGGGGGCUGUGGCUCCAGCUGUGGGGGCUGUGGCUCCAGCUGUGGGGGCUGUGGCUCCAGCUGCUGCAAGCCUGUGUGCUGCUGUGUGCCUGUCUGUUCCUGCUCCAGCUGUGGAGGCUGCAAGGGAGGCUGUGGCUCCUGUGGUGGCUAAGGGGGCUGUGGCUCCUGUGGUGGUUGCAAGGGAGGCUGGGGCUCCUGUGGGGUCCUGUGGGGGCUCAAGGGAGGCUGUGGCAAGGGGGCUGUGGGUCCUGUGGGGGGCUGCAAGGGAGGCUGUGGCUCCUGUGGGGGCUGUGGGUCCUGUGGAGGCUGCAAAGGAGGCUGUGGUUCCUGUGGGGGCUGCAAGGGAGGCUGUGGCUCCUGUGGGGGCUGUGGCUCCUGUGGAGGCUGCAAGGGA
Rattus rattus (black rat) is the source of this 813-nucleotide messenger RNA. RefSeq names its product keratin, ultra high-sulfur matrix protein-like. NCBI's taxonomy places the organism in Eukaryota, Metazoa, Chordata, Mammalia, Rodentia, Muridae. The record is from RefSeq and is a predicted model, not a curated record.